This is a messenger RNA of Anastrepha obliqua, 946 nucleotides long. RefSeq lists its product as uncharacterized. The transcript has 2 exons. Bases 88 to 441 code for a protein of 117 amino acids. The record is from RefSeq and is a predicted model, not a curated record. Lineage: Eukaryota; Metazoa; Arthropoda; Insecta; Diptera; Tephritidae.
UCCCUAGAAAAAGCAUUGCACCUGACAAUUUGGAAGCUUGCGAAUAACACAUCAUUUUGAGAAAUUAGUGACAGAUUUAAUGUAGGAAUGGGCGCUACGUAUAGAACUUUUAUUAAAUCGCUCAAACUUAUAUGUCGCUUAAAAUCGACCUUAAUAAAAUUUCCAAGUACUACUGCAGCUCAACAAAAGAUCGCGGAUGGUUUUUCACAAAGUCGUUACAACAUAUUUCCUUUCGUGUUAGGUUGUAUCGAUGGGACACACAUCCCUAUAUCACAGCCGAAACACGAUGCCAUUAGUUUCUAUAACAGAAAAGUAAUGUUUUCCAUCAUUGCACAGGCCGUUGUUGACAGCGAGAUGAAAUUUUUGGACGUCUUUGUCGGUUGUCCCGGGCGAUGUCAUGACGCUUCAGUAUGGCAAGAAACCCACUUCGAACAGCUAUAAUUAACGGCGAAAUAAGUAUUCCCCCCAAGUCAUAAUUUCUUAGGCGACGCAGCCUAUCCACUGGAAACCUUUCUAAUGGUUCCGUACCGUGACAAUGGCUUUUUAACACCGCAACAGAGUAAGUUCAACACUAUUUUAAGCUCCAAUAGAGUUUUUGUUGAACAGGCGUUCGGAAUAUUAAAACAAAAAUUUAGAAUAUAGAAAUUUAUUGGUGCACAACUCGCCCAUGUUCCAAAAACAAUCAUUUUGGCGUGUAUGAUUCUACACAAUCUGAUUAUCUUUAAUGAAAAACAGCAUAACACCCAUUUCAUCGAACUGGAGGAAGAGGAGUCAGAAGUUGGCGUUAGCGUUCCAUCGCUGGCAAGAGAUGAAGCAAAAGAGAAACGAAAUGGCUUGGCAGCGUUGUUUUCAGGCUGAAAUGGUAAAUUAUAUUUCUUAAAUGAGACAAAAUUUGUUAAACACAAAAAAAAACAAAAAUUUUUAUUGACUUCAGGUCUCUGGUAGC